Molecule: messenger RNA, 3349 nt
Organism: Nycticebus coucang (slow loris)
Lineage: Eukaryota; Metazoa; Chordata; Mammalia; Primates; Lorisidae
Gene: USP10
Product: ubiquitin specific peptidase 10
Exons: 14
Coding region: 118-2514 (798 amino acids)
Biological process (GO): DNA damage response, signal transduction by p53 class mediator; regulation of autophagy; protein deubiquitination
Cellular component (GO): nucleus; cytosol; early endosome
Molecular function (GO): cysteine-type endopeptidase activity; cysteine-type deubiquitinase activity
Source: RefSeq, a predicted model, not a curated record
CCAGUGCGCAGGCGCGGCGGCCGAUGCGAGUGUGUAUGUGCGGGCGAGAAGAUGGCGGCGGCGGGGGAAGCAGCGUGAGGAGCCGGGGAACCCCGAGUCUCAUUGAAACGGGCCACGAUGGCCCUCCACAACCCGCAGUAUAUUUUUGGAGAUUUUAGCCCUGAUGAAUUUAAUCAGUUCUUUGUGACUCCUCGCUCUUCAGUUGAGCUUCCUCCGUACAGUGGAACAGUUCUGUGUAGCACGCAGGCUGUGGAUACACUACCCGACGGACAAGAAUAUCAGCGAAUUGAAUUUGGUGUUAAUGAAGUAAUUGAACCCAGUGACACUUUGCCGAGAAGCCCCAGCUAUAGUAUUUCAAGCACAUUGAACCCUCAGGCCCCUGAAUUUAUUCUUGGUUGUACAACUUCCAAACCAAGCCCUGAUGGCAUAGAUAAGGAAGCAAGCUACAGUUCCACUGACUGUCAUUACCCAGGCUCUGCCCUUGCUGAGGAUAGCAGUUGCAGUGUGGAGGUAGAGGUUCUAGAAAACGAUGGUGUCUCAGGUGGUCUUGGACAAAGGGAGCGUAAAAAGAAGAAGAAACGGCCACCUGGAUAUUAUAGUUACUUGAAAGAUGGUGGUGAAGAUGGUAUUUCCACAGAGGCCCUGGUCAAUGGCCAUGCUAACUCAGCAGCUGUGAGCAUCAUCAGCAUAGAGGAUGCGGAGUUUAUGGGUGACGUGCCUCCAUCGGUUACGCCCAGGACUUGUGACAGCCCUCAGAACUCCACGGACUCUGUCAGUGACAGUGGGCCUGAUGGCUCUUUCCCCGGAGCACUCAGUGGUGACACCAGGACUGCAGAGCAGCCUGAAGGGGUCCAUGGGACUGAUUUUGAUCAGUCCUGCUUCCCUGGAGAGGCUGGCAGAGACAACCUGUUAAGGACAGCUGGGGCUCAGCCCUAUGUUGGUACCAAUACUACUGAAAACCUUGGAGUUGCUAAUGGACAAAUACUUGAAUCCUCGGGUGAGGGCACAGCUGCCAAUGGAGUGGAAUUGCACACUAUGGAGAGCGUAGAUUUGGACCCAACUAAACCCGAGCGUGCUUCACCGCCUGCUGACGGCGUGGUCUCUGUGUCAGGCGCCCUUCCUGUCCGCCAGCCCAAGUCCUGGGCCAGUCUCUUUCAUGAUUCUAAGCCUUCUUCCUCUUCGCUUGUGGCUUAUGUGGAAACCAAGUAUUCUCCUCCUACCACAUCUCCCCUGGUCUCUGAAAAGCAGGUUGAAGUUAAAGAAGGGCUUGUUCCGGUUUCAGAGGAUCCCGUAGCCAUAAAGAUUGCAGAGUUACUGGAGAAUGUAACCUUAAUACAUAAGCCAGUGUCAUUGCAACCCCGUGGGCUGAUCAAUAAAGGAAACUGGUGCUACAUUAACGCCACACUGCAGGCAUUGGUCGCAUGCCCUCCGAUGUACCACCUGAUGAAGUUCAUUCCUCUGUAUUCAAAAGUGCAAAGGCCUUGUACAUCAACACCCAUGAUAGAUAGCUUUGUUCGGCUAAUGAAUGAGUUUACUAAUAUGCCAGUACCUCCAAAACCCCGACAAGCUCUUGGGGAUAAAAUUGUGAGGGAUAUCCGCCCUGGAGCUGCCUUUGAACCCACGUAUAUCUAUAGACUCCUGACCGUGAACAAGUCGAGCCUGUCUGAGAAGGGUCGCCAAGAAGAUGCUGAGGAGUAUUUAGGUUUCAUUCUAAAUGGACUUCAUGAGGAAAUGUUGAACCUAAAAAAGCUGCUCUCACCAAAUGAUGAAAAACUUACGAUUUCCAAUGGGCCCAAGAGCCACUUGCUUGAUGAUUAUGAGCAGGAGGAGCAAGGCGAAGGAAGUGAGGAUGAAUGGGAGCAAGUCGGCCCCAGGAACAAGACUUCAUUCACCCGCCAGGCAGAUUUCGUUCAGACGCCCAUCACCGGCAUCUUUGGUGGACACAUCAGGUCUGUGGUUUACCAGCAGAGUUCAAAAGAAUCUGCCACUUUGCAACCAUUUUUCACGUUGCAGCUGGAUAUCCAGGCUGACAAGAUACGUACGGUCCAGGACGCAUUGGAAAGCUUGGUGGCAAGAGAAUCUGUCCAAGGUUAUACCACAAAAACUAAGCAAGAGGUUGAAAUAAGUCGAAGAGUGACUCUGGAGAAACUGCCUCCUGUUCUUGUGCUGCACCUGAAGCGGUUUGUUUAUGAGAAGACCGGUGGAUGUCAGAAGCUUAUCAAAAACAUCGACUAUCCUGUGGACUUGGAGAUUAGUAAAGAACUUCUUUCUCCAGGGGUUAAAAAUAAGAAUUUUAAAUGCCACAGAACAUAUCGGCUGUUUGCAGUGGUCUACCAUCACGGCGGCAGCGCCACAGGGGGUCACUACACUACGGACGUCUUCCAGAUUGGUCUGAACGGCUGGCUGCGCAUCGAUGACCAGACAGUCAAGGUGAUUAACCAGUACCAGGUGGUGAAGCCAACUGCUGAACGCACAGCCUACCUCCUGUAUUACCGCCGCGUGGACCUGCUGUGAGCUCCUGUGCGCUGUGUGUGCCCGGUGCCCGCUUUGUAGAACUCCAUCUCUCACUGACUUCCCGCCUCUCUUUAGUGGCUCUAUAGAGAGAAACUCUCCCUUUUGCAAAAAUGGGCUAGAAUGAAAAGGACUUGCCUUGGGCUUUGUGCACAACCUAGCUAUGUUGACUUCUAACUUCCAAAUCAUCUGGUUGAAACAGACUGUUGGCUUGAUUUUAGAAUAUAUACAAAACCCCAUAUUUCUGAAAUAAUGCUGAUUCCUGAGACAAGAAAGUGGAACUUGCAUUUGAUUCCCAGCCUAAUUGCUUAGUAGCAUAAAUCCUGCACCAGCAACACUUGUAAAUUUGUGAAAAUGAAUUUUAUCUUUCCUUAAAAAAGAAAUUUUUUAAUCCAUCACACUUUCCUCCCCACCCUUUAGUUUUUGAUAAACAAUAAAAAUGAGCCAGUUAUCAAAGAAGAAAUAGUUCUUACUUCACAGAAAAAUAAACACAAAAAUAAGUUGCUGGUUCCUAAUAGGAAGAAUAGGUUUUGAUAAUUGUGCAAUGAGAAACUGCUUACGUACACAUUGCAGAUCAAAUAUCUGGAGUUACAAUGUUAGUCUCCAUAGAUGGGUGAUUGUAACUUUAUUGCCAUUAAAAGAUUUCAAAUUGCAUUCGUGCUUCUGUGUGCACACGAUGAGAAGUGGGCACCGUGGUGAAGACUGGUCUUUCCUGCGUCUCUGUUAACUUUGCUGUCUGCUCUUCUACGAUGCUGCGUCCCUAACUGUACACAGUGUAGUGAUACCUAGGAGUAUAAAGUCGUCGCCCAUCAAUAAAAAUCACUAAGUUGGUUUAAAA